AUGGUGAUAAUCUUACAGGGACAUACAGAGGGAUAUGAUAAUAAUGCACAAAUGGUUAUUAUACUUACUAAAGGAAAAAUCUGUAUACAAAUUAUCAAUUGUAUCCCUUCAUUAUCGCUCAAGGAUUUUGCAACUACGGAAAAAAUAAUGCCAGACUAUUCACCCUCGGAGAUCAUUGAUAUUAUUCUCAUUCUUGGAGAAUGUCAUUUAAAUUAUCACGAAGCUUCGCGAGUUUACCGAGAUCGGUAUCCUGAAAGGGAAAGACACCCCAAUCCUGCUUUAAUCCGAAACCUCGAACGAAGAGCUCGUGAAGGUGAUCUCAAACGUAAAAGGAAAGAUCAUGUGUAUGAUGAAAAUGACAAUCGUGUGGUCACGCUCCUGGCAGCAAUUCAUCUCAAUCCUCAUGUUAGUCAACGGAUUUUGGCAAGGGAACUAGAUAUUCCAAGAUCAACAAUUAGGAGGAUUAUGAAGAAACUUAAAUACCAUCCCUACCACAUAACGUUGACACAAGCUCUGAGUCAAAGGGAUAUGCAAUUGCGUAUCCAAUUUUGUCAAUGGGCACAACAAAUGAUCAGAGCUGAACAAAAUUUUUUCAAUUUUGUCAUGUUCUCUGAUGAGUCGACAUUUAAAAAUAAUGGUGAGCUAAAUAGGCAUAAUUGUCACUAUUGGUCAGAUGUUAAUCCCCAUUGGCAUAGACCAAUAGAUAAUCAGAAUCGUUGGAGUAUCAAUGUUUGGUGCGGAAUUGUGAAUGGGUAUUUGAUUGGUCCCUAUUUCUUUGACGGAAAUGUCAACGGGGAAAACUUUCUGGCAUUUCUUAGAGAUGAUUUACCACAAUUACUUGAAAACGUUGACCUGCAAACACGCCAGAGGUUAUGGAUACAACUCGAUGGCGCGCCACCUCACUAUACAAGAUAUGUGAGAGAUUACCUGAAUGAAACGUAUAAUGACAGAUGGAUUGGACGAGGUGGCCCCGUCGCGUGGCCUGCACGAUCUCCUGAUCUGACGUCGCCCGACUUUUUCUUAUGGGGAUACCUGAAAAAUGUCGUGUACGAGCAAACGCCUACAACAAGAGAAAAUAUGAUAGAAAGGAUACGAGAAGCUUGCAGAAGAAUAACGCGCGAUAUGUUACUCAAGACAGUAAGACAUUUCCAAGAUAGGUUGGCAUUAUGUAUCCAAGCCAAUGGAGACAACUUCGAACAAUUGAUUCGAUAAAUCUUUAUUGACUGGAUCAUUCUCGAUUUUGCCUUCGGUGGCGGGAUUCUUCUUGAUCUUACUUUAGUUGACAGAACCAUCAACGAUCUUGCCUUGACUGGCUGGAUCCGUGUUCGUAUCUUGCCUUGACUGGCUGGAUCCGCGUUCGUAUCUUGCCUUGACUGGCUGGAUCAGUGUUCGUAUCUUGCCUUGACUGG
Monomorium pharaonis (pharaoh ant) is the source of this 1409-nucleotide messenger RNA. RefSeq lists its product as uncharacterized. Gene Ontology annotation, molecular function: nucleic acid binding. The coding region runs from base 1 to 1212 and encodes 403 amino acids. The transcript has a single exon. NCBI's taxonomy places the organism in Eukaryota, Metazoa, Arthropoda, Insecta, Hymenoptera, Formicidae. The record is from RefSeq and is a predicted model, not a curated record.